ACCCCUCUCUUGGUGUCUCCUCCUCAACCCUCUUACCACCCUCCUCCACCCAGACCCCCCCACCCCCCUCACCCUGCAUCAUCCCUCCCUCUCACCCUGCCUCACCUCCAUCUCACCACUCCUUUCCACUCCCUUCCUUCCUCAUCACACUGCUCCAGGCACCUUCUCACCCCUCUGCACCCUGCCCCAUCUAUGCCGCUUCCCUUCACACCACACCCCUGCCCACCCCACGCCCAUCCAGUGUCCCUGGCCCUGUGCACCUGCCCUGGCUUUGGGGAGUGCAGCCUCUGCGGUGACGAUGAUGCCAGGCCAUUGACUUCACUCCUCUUUCCAGGUUUGCAGGAAAUUCUUGACUAUUCGACACCUGGAAGUAUGUCCUGGAAACGGCACUGAGCUGCGAGCCUUGGGGCUUGAGCUGUCCCGUCCUAGACCCCCAGCCUGCACCCACACUUGCAUGAGAAAUGGAGGGGAAAAUGAAACAUUAAAAGCGGCAGCUAUGCGGCAGAUCCUAAGAGAACCAUGGCAACAUCAGAUGACUGCCCCAGAAGUGAAUUGCAGGUAAUUUCAGGUCUAGAGGGAGAGGGUCUCAUGGAAUGUGGUGGCCAGGAGCAUCUCCAGGAGGGUGCGCACCCGGAAGAGUUUGUGGCCAUUGCAGACUAUUCUGCCACUGACCAGACGCAGCUCAGCUUUUUGAGAGGGGAAAAAAUUCUCGUCCUGAGACAGACAACUGCUGAUUGGUGGUGGGGCGAGCGCGCAGGCUGCUGCGGGUACAUACCUGCAAACCACCUUGGGAAGCAUUUGGAGGAGUGUGAUCCUGAAGACACGUGGCAGGAUGAAGAGUACUUCGGCAGCUAUGGAACCCUGAAACUUCACUUGGAAAUGUUGGCAGACCAGCCACGAACAACUAAAUACCACAAUGUUAUCCUGCAGAAUAAAGAAUCCCUGAAAGAUAAAGUGAUUCUGGAUGUCGGCUGUGGGACUGGGAUCAUCAGCCUCUUCUGUGCACAUCAUGCGCAGCCCAAAGCAGUGUAUGCAGUGGAGGCCAGUGAGAUGGCCCAGCACACAGGGCAACUGGUCAUGCAGAAUGGCUUCGCCGACAUCAUCACUGUGUUCCAGCAGAAGGUGGAGGAUGUGGUGUUGCCGGAGAAGGUGGAUGUGCUGGUAUCCGAGUGGAUGGGGACCUGCCUUCUGUUUGAGUUCAUGAUUGAGUCGAUCCUGUACGCCCGGGACGUGUGGCUGAAGGAGGACGGGGUCAUCUGGCCGACCACGGCCGCGCUGCACCUGGUGCCCUGCAGCGCCGACAGAGACUACCGCAGCAAGGUCCUCUUCUGGGACAACGCCUACGAGUUCAACCUCAGUGCUCUCAAAUCUUUAGCAAUUAAGGAGUUUUUUUCGAAGCCCAAGUAUAACCACAUUUUGAAACCAGAAGACUGUCUCUCUGAACCAUGCACAAUAUUACAGUUGGACAUGAGAACUGUGCAGAUUGCGGACCUAGAGACAAUGAAAGGCGAGCUGCACUUUGAGAUCAGGAAAGCUGGCACGCUGCAUGGAUUUACAGCCUGGUUCAGUGUUCGGUUUCAGAGCCUGGAGGAGGACGAGCCACAGCUGGUGCUGAGCACAGGCCCGUUCCACCCCACCACCCACUGGAAGCAGGUGCUGUUUAUGAUGGAUGAGCCUGUUUCUGUCCUCAUGGGAGAUGUGGUCACUGGCUCAGUUGUGUUGCAGAGAAACCCCGUGUGGAGGAGGCACAUGUCCGUGGCGCUGAGCUGGUCCGUCACUUCCACACAGGACCCCACAUCACAGAAAGUUGGAGAAAAAGUCUUUCCCAUCUGGAGAUGACAGUUGAAGUUCUGUGGGAAGCAGCGUGCAGAUAGUGCAGGAAUGAGCCUGAGUGAAUGAGGAUGUCCUUGGAUGUGAGCACAUGUUCUUGCGAAAGCCGUGAGCUCUCUCGGCCUGACAGGGGUACCCCCCGGAGCUGUGGGCUUCAGUCUGUCCGUGGGGUCCUUCACAGACGGCUGUGCUUGGGCUCGGCGGGAACUCCCUCACCACUGUCACUGCCCGUGUCUGUCCUCUAGAAGUAGGCUGUGUUUCCAGGUGUCCACAGUGCUGGCUUGUGGGUAAGUUGGUGGCGCCGUGUCCCUAAGCUAGGUCUAGUUCACAACUCGUAGGACACACACACACACAUCAACCUUGUACGCCUGUGAAAGUGUUCACGCAUCAUGUGUUCAUGGUGUCUUUGCUGCCCUGGUUCCUCCCUCACCAUGCGGAAUGUGGGACUGCACAAGGCCGUGCAGGACCUGCCGGUGGCCAUGCAUGUGACGGGACUCUGCAUGGAUAGUACAGUUGUAGAGAUGUCUUCCAAAGAAAUUAUGUGUUGGCACAUAGCACGUGCUCAAUAAAUAUUUUUAAAUAAAUGAA
Messenger RNA from Herpailurus yagouaroundi (jaguarundi), 2418 nucleotides. It is a transcript of the gene PRMT2, whose product is annotated as protein arginine methyltransferase 2. The record is from RefSeq and is a predicted model, not a curated record. NCBI's taxonomy places the organism in Eukaryota, Metazoa, Chordata, Mammalia, Carnivora, Felidae. Gene Ontology annotation, cellular component: nucleus. Gene Ontology annotation, molecular function: histone methyltransferase activity; protein binding; protein-arginine N-methyltransferase activity. Bases 520 to 1839 code for a protein of 439 amino acids. Gene Ontology annotation, biological process: chromatin remodeling; peptidyl-arginine methylation, to asymmetrical-dimethyl arginine. The transcript is spliced from 12 exons.